CACCCUCGCUAAAAUCCGGAGCUUCGGAACCAACUGCCACGUCGCACUGUUCUUGUCAGCGACUUGGCAGGGCACCAAAUCGUUGGUCAGAUACGGCACGGUAAAAGCCUUUUUGUUUUGCAAAUAGAGUUAUUUUCCCCCAGGUACAAUGCUCCGCCACCAUUACGGAAAUGUCGGCCUCAAAUUCAACCCACGCGACCUGCAGUACCAUUCUGCUCUCCUGCUGGGUGUAUUGGGGUCUCAGAAACAUGGGUCAUUCGGUAAGCUUCAGAGGAAUAAUGCAACAGAUCGUCAGGCGGAGAUCGCUGAUGUGGUAUGACCGGACUACACGUGGGUAAAGUAAGUAAGCGCUGCGCAUCCUUCAGUACUUAUUAUGACGAGGCUUCCCUUUACCGACUUUUAAUUUCUUCAUCUCACCUUGAGACCUCUGACUCGUCCUGCUUCUGCGAAAGGCAAAGCCAAGUGCGACCUCUCAUCCCAUAUUUUAAGAGACAGCAGCACGAAAGUCAUGCAGCUUUCAAUUGGGAGCUCGGCAGCCUUGCUGGGCCUGGUUGGCCUGGUUUCUGCUAACCCCACUGGCAAUGUUGAAGCUCGCGAUGCGGCGGCUGCAGCUGCGGUUGCAGCGACGGCCACGUCGCCGGGGUCGUACUGCUGCCAAAUUCUGAAGCUUGGACUGGGCUCCAAAAUAUCCUUCCCAAACAGUGCGCCUUACAACGCAUCCAUUGGCUCGUACUUCUCCGAACAGAAUAAUGUCAUUACACCAGCCUGUAUUGUGUCCCCAGCAACAACUAAGGAUGUCCAAGAAGCUGUCGGAAUCUUGAGCACGCCCUCACUGGCAGGGCAAUUCUCGGGUCGCGCGUGCCAGUUCGCAGUUCGAAGUGGUGGCCAUACGCCAUGGGCCGGAUCGGCGACGAUUCAGGACGGAGUUGACAUCGACCUGAGUGCGCUCAACCACGUCACCCCCGCAGAAAAUAGGAAGACGGUUUCAAUUGGACCAGGAAACAGGUGGAUUGAUGUCUACCUGAAGCUUGAUGCUCUUGGGCUCGGAGUAUCAGGUGGCCGUGUUGCUUCUGUUGGAGUUGGCGGCCUCACAACCGGAGGCGGCAUGUCCUUCUUUGCGCCACGAUAUGGCUUCGUCUGCGAUACUGUUACCGAAUUCGAGGUUGUCCUUGCAUCUGGUAAAGUUGUCGUUGCAAACGCUAAGACCAACCCGACACUUUGGUCCGCUCUCAAGGGAGGCAGCAACAACCUCGGCGUUGUCACUCGCAUUGAUCUCGAAGUUUUCGACCAAGGUAAAUUCUGGGGUGGAAGCGUCGUUUAUCCAAUUUCCACAGCUCCACAACACCUCGCUGCCUUUGUCAACUUCAAUGGCCAGAAGAACUUUGACGAGUAUGGUGCCAUUAUUAAUAGCUAUGGCUACAGUAAGAGCCAAGGAGGGUGGUUCGUCUCCAACAACUAUGAAUAUACGAAAGCGCAGGAGUACCCACCAGUUUUCAAUGAUUUCACCAGCAUCCAGCCCCAGCUGUUCAGCACCAUGCGCAUCAGCAACAUGUCCGACUUUGGAAUAGAGAUGGAGGGCUCCACUCCUUAUGGGAGAGGCCAAAUCAUGUACACUCAGACAUAUGCGAAUGACCUGGAAACCAUCACCAACCUAUUCAACCAAGCCAACACUUCGCUGCAGCCUGUUGCCGACGUUGAAGGCCUGGUUUGGUCCCUUUCGCUUCAGCCAUUGCCAACCCAAAUUACGAAGUGGGGUGAUAUUAAGGGCGGGAACUCCCUCGGUCUCCAUGAAUCGAGCGGCAACCUAGUUCUGGCGCUUAUGAGUGCCUCUUGGCCAAACCCCUCCGACGAGAAGGCAGUCACCGAGGCUAUAAUUGACACGCUUGCUAAGGCCAACGCUUUCGCCCAGAAGAAGGGGACCUUUAAUGAGUACGAGUACCUGAACUACGCACACAAGACCCAGACCCCGAUCACAGGAUACGGAGCCAAGAAUGUGGCGAAGCUAAAGGCGGCCAGCCAUAAGUACGAUCCGCUCCAGGUGUUCCAGAAGAGGGUGCCUGGUGGAUUCAAGCUGUAGAAUGGGGUUGGCGAAAGAAUAUUUUGCUUUCAUAUAUGGGUUCAUUUUUGCUAUAUUUGUCUUGGAUAGCCGGAGCUUUAGACCCGGGGCGUUAUACUUGGUCGAGCGAUAUUUGUAAUUCACGUUUGUUGCUUGACGCUAGAUAAGCUCACUCUACUAUAUAAAAUCAAAAUUUACCAC
Messenger RNA from Pseudogymnoascus verrucosus, 2257 nucleotides. RefSeq lists its product as uncharacterized. The transcript has 4 exons. The record is from RefSeq and is a predicted model, not a curated record. The coding region runs from base 509 to 2077 and encodes 522 amino acids. NCBI's taxonomy places the organism in Eukaryota, Fungi, Ascomycota, Leotiomycetes, Thelebolales, Thelebolaceae. Gene Ontology annotation, molecular function: FAD binding.